UGGAACCCUCCUUGAAGCUCCGCUGCAUGCUGCUGCGGUGCGCCAACGUCGGCUCUCUUCUCCUCGCCUCGAACGCCCUUCGCAACGUGGCCAAGAUGAGCGCAGCAGCCUUCGAGGUCGACCCCGAGUAUCCGGGCACGGCCAUUGGCAGGAUGCGGGCCAGCGUGGAGCGCGCCAAAUCUCUCACCGCCGACGAGCUGUCGGUGGAGUGGGAGGACGCACGCAAGAGGCACCUGCUUCUGUGGGCCGCUGGGCUGCGCGACCUCACAGACGUGCCGCCCGGCCAGGGCUACACUGGCCACGCCUUCAACGACUACAACCAUUGCGACGCGACUUGCAUGCUCGGCGACGUGGCGCACAACCUGAACGACGGGCAAGACCGUGUCGCCGGCAUCGCCGUCAACAACCGGCUCGGGCCCGGCAUCGAGCGGGCGUCGCUGCCUGAGCUCGGCGUCGGAGGCUCCUGGUCGACGUGCACCAACGGCUGCAACCGCGAGCCGCCCAGGGACGUGGCGCAUGUGCAGUUCCGCAGCCGCGUCGCCUUCAAGCUCGUGUGGUGCCCGCCCACCUUCGCAAGCUUUGUGCUCGUCGACGACGCCGGCGGGCUCCUCUGCUCGGGCACUCCGCGCGGCGCCCUUCCCGCGCUGCGCGAGAGACAGGCGAACUUUGACGUCGUGCGGGGCUCAAAAGAUCAAAACAACAACACAGCUUUUUGCUAG
Messenger RNA from Emiliania huxleyi CCMP1516, 719 nucleotides. RefSeq lists its product as hypothetical. Bases 27 to 719 code for a protein of 230 amino acids. Lineage: Eukaryota; Haptophyta; Isochrysidales; Noelaerhabdaceae. The transcript has 5 exons. The record is from RefSeq and is a predicted model, not a curated record.